GUGUGACCAAACUCUUCCCUAAAAUCGUCAACAACGAGGCACUAUUGCACUGAUUGAACCAACUGCAAUUCCUCCCCUAUUGUAUUAACCCCUGCAAUUCCUCCUCGAAACGCAGUUCACACAAGCAUUUCCUUACUUCAUACGAUCCUCUUCUGCAAAUGGAAACCACUCUUCAAUCUUCUUCGAUUUUCCAAAUAAUUCCAUCUUUUUCCAAUUAUCAUCACCUCAGAAAUCCCGCUCUUGCUUUUAGACUUUCAAAUUUUACCAUAAAUUCCUCCAUUUCCUGCAACGCAACUUCAAAGGCAGCUUCGUGUUCAGCAGGUGACAGGCAACGGCGAAUAAGUAGUGUAGAAUCUCAUUAUUGUUAUGAUAAGGAUAUCCCGGAGCAAAUAAUUGAGAAACCAAUAGGCUUAUCAGUUGUUGAGAAAGAAAUUGGGGAUCAACCGCGUUGUGAUGAUUGUGAAGCUAAGGGUGCAGCACUUUGUGCAACCUGUGGUGGUUCCGGCUUGUACGUUGAUUCCAUAUUAGAGUGCCAAGGAAUCAUCCUUAAAGUUCGAUGCCUGGGCUGUGGAGGUACGGGCAACAUCCUGUGCUCUGAAUGUGGUGGAAGGGGCCACUUGUGAGUAGCUAGCUACAUCAGUAUGGUGGUUAUUUUGCUUCUGUAUUUUUGUAUCAGCUGUCUGUUGUGGCUAGUUUAAUCUCCCAAAACAUCAGCUACGUAACAUAAUUUCUAGGUAAUUUAAUAUUUAUCUUCCUGCUCACCUUAUUUUUCGAUUAUUUUGCUGUUACAACAUCAUUUAAGCAUUUUCAGAUUUUAGGCGUGCUGUUUA
Molecule: messenger RNA, 830 nt
Organism: Spinacia oleracea (spinach)
Lineage: Eukaryota; Viridiplantae; Streptophyta; Magnoliopsida; Caryophyllales; Amaranthaceae
Exons: 3
Coding region: 159-623 (154 amino acids)
Source: RefSeq, a predicted model, not a curated record